Messenger RNA from Racocetra persica, 390 nucleotides. NCBI's taxonomy places the organism in Eukaryota, Fungi, Glomeromycota, Glomeromycetes, Diversisporales, Gigasporaceae. The record is from the annotation of a GenBank genome assembly.
AUGCCGUAUUAUAUUGAAUGUUUGGACGUUUCUAAUCUUUAUAAGCAGGAUGUAGUAGCAGCUCGAAUUAAAAAAGCCGUCGCUACUCAUUAUCCUAAAUUUUUAGCUAAGGAAAGGCCGAAUUUACUAAUAGUUGACGGGGGGAAAGAGCAAGUGAAAGCGGCACAACAAGUUUUAAAAGCAUUAGCAUUGCCAGUGCCAGUAAUUGGACUAGUUAAAAACGAAAAACACCGCACGACCAAAAUAAUUACUAGUGAAUUAACGGAAUUAGAUUUUGGUCCCCACGAAAGAAUUAGAAAUUUUUUUACUAAUUGUCAAGAAGAAGUUCAUCGUUAUGCACUUAAUUUUCAUCGUAAAUUGCAUCGGCAGACAGCUUUACAAAAUAUUUAA